This is a messenger RNA of Mugil cephalus (flathead mullet), 5636 nucleotides long. It is a transcript of the gene arel1, whose product is annotated as apoptosis resistant E3 ubiquitin protein ligase 1. Gene Ontology annotation, molecular function: ubiquitin-protein transferase activity. The coding region runs from base 612 to 3677 and encodes 1021 amino acids. The transcript is spliced from 22 exons. NCBI's taxonomy places the organism in Eukaryota, Metazoa, Chordata, Actinopteri, Mugiliformes, Mugilidae. Gene Ontology annotation, biological process: proteasome-mediated ubiquitin-dependent protein catabolic process; negative regulation of apoptotic process; positive regulation of protein catabolic process. The record is from RefSeq and is a predicted model, not a curated record.
CGUGGAUUCAUUGACAAAUCUCAUUUCCAGAGUGUUGCUUCGUGUAGCGGUGUGCGCGCAGAUGGCGUCUUGCAAACGCGUCGCGAUUUCCGUUUCAACAGCGACGAGGUUCAUAGGGCACUAGCUUUGUGAAACGCCGCUGACAUUGUUGGCUUCCUCGGCUAGCCUUCAGUGUUGUGUUGUCCUGCUGAUUAAUGAACGCUCCCGUAGUGCAGCGUGACGCUACCGUGUUAGCAGUUCUUACCGUUAGCCCCUCUCUUUAUCCCAGGUGUCAAUAGGCGAGCGAGAAAUGAUGAUGCUGCAGUUAACCCGUUUAUUGUCUACUCUCGGUGUGUUUUGGGCUUUGAGCCUCACUCAGCCGACUGUCCGAUGACUAAAGCCGAGGCUUACUGAAGGAUAUUUAGAUAGCUAUUUCUCCUUUUAACUGCAGAGGAUCAAAUUAGGAGACGCUUUGACAUCCGAGCUAGUCCCACACAGCUCAUCCUGACCAGUCCCAUCACCUGGGACACUUCUGGACAAGGAAUACAGGGGGAGACUUGACUAUCCCACCGGCGUGGGGCUGUUUUCCUUUGUGCACGGUGGGGUCUGAGUGAAGGCUGAAAGAUGGUCUGAUGGACCGCCGCUUCUUCUUGACCUUCCUCUUCUGCUCAGUGUCGUGGAUCUUCUUCUGGGAGGUGCGCUGGAAGAAAGGAAAAGAAAGUGAGAUUGAGGAAUGGCUCCAAGGGCAUAGCCUCUCUCAGUACAAGCACUUAUUUGAAGAUGUACAGACAUUGGAGGAACUGAGUCUGAGUGCGCUGAGCCGUCUGGAAGAGGUGGUGAAGGAACAGCAGCGCUGGAGGGAAAUUGCAGAGGCUCACAUCCAGCUCCUCCGAGACUUUGCCUUCAAGGAGUGGCUGUGCUCCCAGAACCUGGAGCACUACUACCAUACACUAAAGACCUGGGGUUGUAUGAAUCUGGAUGAUCUGUCUCAGUUUGACAAUCAGCUGCAGCUCUCACUCGCUGCCUGGGGCUACUACUACGAAGACUACAUAAAGUUGUCCACCGGCAUCAAGAUUCUCCAGAACUCCAGAGGGAGCCGCGACCAGGAUUACGAGAUCCGGCUGGUUCACAGCCUUGCUGAGAGGCGUCUGAAUGAGAAGUGGUCGAUCGCUGGCGCUCUCAUAUUUGGCUGUACUGUGGCACUGUGCUUCUUGAUAAGGGACCUCAUGUUUUACGUGAUUGGUGGAAUUACUGUUUCCAUCAUAGCGUUUGUCUUCACCAUCAAGUUCCUCUGCGAGCUCGCAGCGAGGGUGGUCAGCUUCUUGCAGAAUGAGGAUCCAGGGCGACGCGGUGAUCGCAGCAUCUACGACUAUGUCCGGGGCAACUAUCUGGACCCACGUUCCUGCAAGGUGUCGUGGGACUGGAAGGAACCACAGGAAGUGGGGCAGACGAUGAGCUUCAGGGUUCAGCUGUUCUAUAAGAAUGGUCAGCCUUUUCCAGCCCAUCGCCCCGUGGGACUGAGGGUCAACAUCACACACAUUGAGCUGGCGCUGGACAUUCCUGUUACACAGGAGGUUCUGCAAGAACCGGAGUCCAACGUAGUCAAAGUGGCCUUCACGGUGCGCAAAGCUGGCCGCUACGAGGUUGCUGUCAAGCUGGGUGGGCUCAAUGUGGCCUACAGCCCGUAUUACAAGAUAUUCCAGCCAGGUACAGUUGUUCCAUCCAAAACCAAGAUAGCCUACCAUUUCUCCACCCUGGUGCUAACAAAUGGGCAGCAGCAUACUUUACAAAUUGAGCCGAGGGACGAGUACGGCAACCCUACCAGCAACUCCACAUCUCUCACAGAUGAAGCCAACUACAGCGUCCAUGUGCACUCUCUGGGCACAGCGGACGAUGACAAUCUGACUUCAGACUUCUAUAGUAAGUCAGUUUCACUCAACAAGCAGCAGUGCCAGGUUCUGCUGAGACUAACGCUGAGGAAGACGGGCUGCUUCAGGACUCGCAUCUCCUACAAGAAUCAGCCGCUCAGCAACGGGGAAUUUGACAUUAUUGUUCUCAGUGAGAAUGAAAAGGCCUCUGUGGAGAAAAAUGUGUCCACUCCAGGCAUAAGCAUCUACUUUGAGGCGUACCUUUACAGCAGCGGGAAUUACAGCAGUUCAUCGUGGCAGUUACCUGCGUCCGCUCUGCUGGCUCCCCAGAGGAGGCCGUCCAUGGGAGAAGAAGAGGAUGAGCACGACUCUCCUGUGGAGGGACAACCUGAGAAGGUCAAGAAACCAAAAAAGGUCUACUGUUACAUAUCGCCAAAGCAACUAUCCGUGAAGGAGUUCUACCUGAAAAUUAUUCCAUGGCGCCUUUUCACCUUUCGAGUGUGUCCAGGAACAAAGUUUACCUAUUAUGGUCCUGACCCGGUUCACAAGUACCUAACGCUAGUGGUGGAUGAUGGGAUACAGCCUCCCGUUGAGCUCAGCUGCAAAGAUAGGAACAUCAUGGCAGCCACCUUCAUUCGCUUCCUGCACAAGAACAUCGGUGGCUCCGAAACCUUCCAAGACAAGGUGAACUUCUUUCAACGGGAACUCAGGCACAUCCACUCCAAGAGACCUCGCACCAAGACCUGCCUAAAAAUCAGUCGACACUCCAUUCUAGACUCGUCCCUGAAGGCUACAAGGAACUUCUCAGUGUCCGACUGGAGUAAGAACUUCGAGGUCGUGUUCCUGGAUGAGGAAGCUCUGGACUGGGGUGGGCCUCGCAGGGAGUGGUUUGAGCUGAUAUGCAAGACCCUGUUUGACACUUCCAACCAGCUGUUCACCCGCUUCAGUGAUAACAACCAGGGCCUGGUGCACCCAAACGCCGAAAGGCCGACACAACUGCGUCUGAAGAUGUAUGAGUUUGCGGGUCGCAUUGUGGGGAAGUGCCUGUACGAGUCGGCCCUGGGCGGAGCCUACAAGCAGCUGGUCCGAGCUCGCUUUACUCGCUCCUUCUUGGCUCAGAUCAUUGGCCUUAGGAUGAACUACAAGUACUUUGAGACCGAUGACCAGGAGUUCUACAAAACUAAAGUCUGCUUCAUCCUAAACAAUGACGUGAGUGAAAUGGACCUGGUGUUUGCCGAGGAGAAGUACAGCAAGUCGGGACAGCUGGAGAAGGUGGUGGAGCUGAUAUCAGGGGGAGCUCAGAUCGCCGUUACCAAUGAGAACAAGAUGCAUUAUCUCAACCUGCUGGCUCAGUACAGGCUGGCCAGCCAGGUGAGAGAUGAGGUGGAACACUUCCUCAAAGGUUUGAACGAACUGGUUCCAGAAAACCUGCUAGCCAUAUUUGAUGAGAAUGAGUUAGAGCUGUUGAUGUGUGGCACCGGUGACAUAAACGUGCAGGACUUCAAGGCGCACGCUGUGAUCGUCGGAGGAUCCUGGCACUUCAGAGAAAAGGUGAUGAAGUGGUUCUGGGCGGUCGUAUCCAGCUUCACCCAGGAAGAGCUGGCACGUCUGCUGCAGUUCACCACCGGCUCCUCUCAACUUCCCCCCGGGGGAUUCAACACUCUCUGCCCCUCCUUUCAGAUCAUUGCUGCCCCCACACAUAGCACUUUGCCCACUGCACAUACCUGUUUUAACCAGCUGUGCCUCCCUACCUACGACUCCUACGAGGAGCUGCACAAGAUGCUGAAGCUGGCCAUCAGCGAGGGCAGCGAGGGCUUCGGCAUGCUCUGACUCCUCCUCCGCCGCCGGCGGCACUGUGGAUCCGCUCGUAUAAAAAAAAAAAAAGGGAGACCCUGCGCUCAUCCGCAUUUAACAGUCAGAGACUCACGCAGACUCUACGAACACUCUCUAGGGAUGAUGACACAAAGUGGAACUCGAUCAUGAACUCUAUCACUGCUGUAUGUAAAUAAAAUAUCUUGCUUUUGUAAGAAAAAAAAAAGAAACAAUGGACUGCAGAAAAAAAAGGUGAGGUUGGGGCUACUUUUAUUUCGCUGCAGUUAGCUUCGUUUUAUAUGUUUGGGAGACGAAUGACGCCGGUGCAGAGGCCUCGAGUAUAACUGUAUAGCCGCUUCCUUUGCAUCUCGCAGACUGAGGAGCACGCACGUGCGACAGCAAGCCUACACGCCACGUGGGCGACGCGUGCGUCCACAGCACUUUGGCCUUAAUCGAUCAGGGACUGAUGUGUGUAUGUAAAUAUAUAUUAUCACUCUUUUAUCUCGAUCCUUGUACAUACUAGUGUGUAUACAUGCGUUUUCGACUUUUAAGGAGAAGGGAUUUCUUUACCGCUGCACAUCUGCUGGGUCGGGAGUUAGUAGGAGUUUUCUGUCUGAGACAAAUUAGGGGAGGUGGGGGUUAAAAAGAAGCCAAGUCGUUUCUGUUGUUUCCAUAUGUUUUUAACUUAUUGUUUGGUAUAGAGAUGUUUGUGUUUAUCCGUCCUGUUGAAAACAGGUUUCGUCGGUUUCUGUUGUUUUGUACCCAGCCUUAUUCAUGCCUCUGAUUGUAUCCAGAGAGGCGCGUAGGUGAGACAAACAUAGACAAUACUAGUUAAUAGUUGUGUUAUACGCAGGAGUCGGUGUGGACAUGGGCGGCCGGCAAGAGAGAGCCCAUAUAUGACGUGUUUUGUCACAUAUGCUUUUUACCUUGUCGUUCACAGCCUUUUACCUCAGAAUCUCCAUUGCCACCUAUGCAUCCUCCCACACAGGUGCGUUUGUUUUCACGCACCUUGGCAGCAGAGCCGCUUGCCGGUGACUGCCUCCUUCCAGUCCGGACUGUGCAGCCUUUAGCCAUAAGCUCCCUCAUCCUCCGUAAACUAAAUGGAAGCGUUGUAUAUCUUUGGAGAAUGUGCCCUCCUCGUGUUUUUGUUUUAUCGUAAUGGUAUUCAACAUCCUGAGCCAACAGAACGCUUGUUUCUUUGUUCGUGGUUUUUGUAGCUGUUUCUUGUUCUGUUCCAGAGUUUACACGAUCAUUAGCCAUUUUGUAACAGUGUACGUAUGCUGCCAGUCAGAAUGUUUGUAGAUCUGUAGAGCGUUUAGGACAAGUGGUGUUUGUCGAAAAGCAGGGGGGGAAAUGUUAAUAGAUGACGACGGUUCCUCUCACGGCGCGCGCCGAGCACUCGGAGACGCAGUAGGUGUCGCGGGCUAGAGUCGGUUGGAUUGGGUCAUCGGCGCCGACACAGUGUCCACACUUUCGCUGACCUUUUCAUCCGUUAAGAGGGUUUACGGAUUUGUGUUUGUUUGGGUUGUGCAAUGUUGUGCUGAGAACAUCGAAAAUGUUAUAAGUGCAUAUGAAAAUACUCCAUCAAGUGUGUGUGUGUGUGUGUGUGUGUGUGUGUGUGUUUUCAGCACCAGUGGCUGAGAUCAUAUUUAUCAGAUUCAAAGGUAGCAAAGAAAAAUGAUGGACAUUCGGCCUCUAGUUUUAUGUUCUUGUUGAAUGUCUUUCUUUUCAUGUGCAUUUACUACUCUUUGUUUUAUAUCAGCAUGGUUUCUAGGUUAGAUGGCUCCGGUUUGACUUUUAGAAGUGUAGAUAUUGUGAGAUAUUUGCCUAUGACUGAGGGGGGGGUACUCUGUUUUUUUUUUGUUUUUUUUUUUUAAUGGCAAAACUCUACUGAUGAAUGUUGAGAUUCACUGGACUGCAGGUCCUUCGUUUAUGGGAAUAAAAGUGACAGAAUAAACUCUUAUCAUGCUAUUUCAA